ACAUUCAGGUGAGUGCACUUAAUAUAAUUUGGGGUAUUGCAGGAAAAAUUAUAAAUUCCUAAAGUGUUUUUUACUUCCUGACAUGUUUAAAAUUAUUAUUCUCUAUGAGGGUUGUUUGAUACUGCAAGUAGUUUAUCAUGUUUAACAUGUGGAUAUGUUAGGAUUAUUUAUUACAAAUCUGUAAUAUUGAGAUACUGCCCUUGGGUUAGCUGGAUUAAAAAUACAGUGAAAUUUGUUAGGUUAGUAACAUUAUACGUACAGUGAUUCUAAGUACAGUGGAAUUUACAUUUGGUUAGCUUAGGAUAGCGCCAAUUAAAAAUUCUGUAAAAUCAAUUGAACGGUUGGAUGUUACUAACAUUAUCUAACCAACCAAUAUACAUUUUACAGUGUUUUUUUAGGUUAUUAUCUCACGUUGCUGCUUUUUGUAUGCAAAAUAAACUUUGGACACUUUUUUUUUAACUUUAAAUAUGUACCUGUAUUUACUCUGAAAAAAGUUUUUCUAAAUUCAGACUGGUUUUUGAGAAAUCACUGUUUAUAGGUUACAUUACAUUACCUGUGCAGUAAAGGGCCUGUAACCAUGUUGUUCUUUAAUUGAGUUGCAGAUCCUGUUGUUUUUCAUACACAAAUUGUAUAUUUUUUAUUUGGAUAUUGCAAUGCAGUAACGUAAUUUAACACUUUAAAAAAGUUAUGUGACUCCUUAUUGUGCAUUCCAAACCCAAAGCAUCAGUCCUUGAGAGCGAUAUUUUUUAGCAGCUGAUAGGUGCAAAAUUCUGAUUUUUUACGUGAGACAACACAUAACCUGACAUAUAAAAUAAAUUUUCAUUUUGUAAUAAAUGAUUCCUUUUAUAACGUCAGGUUACAUGCUAUUGCAGGUAACUAAUCUGCACUUUGCGCCUCCAUACUGCUAUAAAAAAUCCCUGUCAAGGGUUGGCGUUUUGGUUUGGAUACACAUUAGAGACUCGUAACUUUUUAAAAACUAUUAUUUACGUUUCAUUAGGUUAUAAUAUUCAAAUAAAAAAUAUAUAAAUUCUUAUAUAUAUGGAAAACCACAGGAUCUGCAAUGCAAUUAGAGGGAAAAAUGGCGACAGCUGCUUCACUGCAUAAGCUAUCUAGUGUGCAAAAUGUGAUUUCUUGAAAACCAGUAUAAAUUAAGAAAAGCUGUUUACAGUUUUAAUAGAGGAAGGUUUUUAGUGUCUGAAAAGGUAUUUUCAAAAUUUUAUAAUUUUUUUUAUGGAUAAGCAGCAACAAAAGAAAAUUACCUUUUUUUAAAUUUAGCUAACCAACCAUUCACAUGAUUUUACAAAUUUUGUAUUGUUUAUACUUACCUGCUUUAACAUUAAACUACUGUUAAACAAUUUAUUUCAAUUUUUUAAAAAUAUCUUUGGGAAUUAGCGCAGUAUAAUCGAAGACGUUUACUGUAUUGAUGAUUGAUUUACUUUAUUGAUGCACAACGAAGUUGUAUAAUUGUUAGAUUGGUUAAGCAAAUUCAAGCAUCAAGGGUACUGAUCAAUGGUUUUUAACAUUAUAUUUUCUUAAUGAGUCCAUUGGUAAAAUGUAAAAACACUGGAAUGGCUAAAUUUCCAUCGACUGCUUAUGUUUUUUUCCGCAUGCUCACUUGAAAACAAUUACAGGGUUAUACUGUAGUUCACAGUUGCAAUACUUGGUUAGGUUAGUUACAUAAGUGCUGUUAAAUCAUGAAAAUGGUUAGGGAAAGGUAACUUCUUUAUAACUACUGUAAAAUGGUGUAAGCUAUUAUUCUUUAGGUAAGUUUACCUAGACUUUAAAAAUAAUUUAUUUGGCGAAGUACAUAGUACUAAGAAUUACUAUUUAUCAAAUUUGGUUUGUGUGGAAAAGUUGUUACUCUAGGAAAUUUCUGAAUCCAUCUUUGUAGGAAUAUAAACUAAUAUUAUUAGAAACAAAAAAAAAAAAACAAUGUGUGGUAUAUUUUAAUUUUCUAACACCCUCUGAACUCUGCAGUUAUGCGAUUACCGAUAAUAAUUGUAAAUCAUUGCAAUAUACAUCCGACACAUUUUGUAGUGAUUUCACAACUGUACUAUGAAGUAAUGCCAUCGACUGCUGCAAAAUAACAUGCUGACAUCUUUUCUCGUGUAGGCAUUUUGUUGAUACAACUAAAAUAUGAGCAUAUAGGAUAUAUAUAGAAUCUUACAAAUUUUGGUAACCUACCUACUAAUACUCUCCCCAAAGACUUUGGUUUGAUACUUAAAAAAAAAAAAAAAAAAAAAAAAAAAAAUGAACUGCUCAUGUAACAUGCAUUACGUGAAAUUAAUUCUUUUUGUAAACAUUUUGCUUGAGUCAAAGCCUAGAUUUGCUUAAGCUAAUAACAAGCAAUUACAUCACUUGAGGCCCUGAGAAACAUACUUCUAAAAUUGUGUAGUUACUUGGAUUGUUAAAUACCUAGUUUUUCUGCAAUAAUGGGCACAAGAGCAAUAGAAUUAUGUUUUUCAUAUAAUUUUUUUUCACAUAAAUGAGUUUUUGUCAAAAAGUAUUUGGAAAAAAAUUACUGUUUGAAAGGACAAAGAAAAAUGUUAAUUGUAGUACAUAAAUGAGAAUUUACCAAAAUAUUGAGGGCCUGUAUUACCACCUCCUGAUAAAGUUCUGGAUAUAACUUAUCAGCACGAUAGCUCUAAAAUCCGUAUUACGACCUGCUGAUAUCGCCUAUCUACCUGACAAAGUUCCUGAUAAGUUGUCAGGUACUUCGACUACCUGAUAUAUCCCUAUCAGCAAGUUAAAAGAAGUAGCUGAUGACAAUGGCGGCACGUAGGAGACGUAUUAUUAUUGAUAGCGAUUCCGAUGAUGAAUUAUUUUUGGAUGACAUGCUUCAGCAUGUAAGAAGCGCAAAGAAAAUUAGAGAUCGACCCGAUAAUCUUGAAGAAUGGAGUGAAGAGGAGUUCUUUAUGCGCUUCAGGAUAACCAAGCAAACAACACGCCAUUUGAUGAUUGAAAUCAACGACUUUAUUAAAUUCCGCACCGACAGAAAUUCUGCAAUAUCACCCACCAACCAACUUCUGCUGACGUUACGCUACUAUGCGACAGGCGGAACACUCACUUCUGUGGGAGAUUUUGCUGGGGUACAUAAGACCACAGCUGGUAGGGUGGUCAAACGCGUUAGUGAGGCAAUUGCGUUUCUGCGACCCCAGUAUAUUAAGUUGCCGCAGACAGAAGAAGAAAUAGAGCAAGCACAAGUGAGUUUCUUCCAAAUAGCAGCUUUUCCCAGAGUUGUUGGGUCCAUGGAUUGCACACAUGUCAAAGUGAAAUCUCCAGGUGGUGACAUGCCUGAAGAAUUCAGAAACAGGAAAGGUUACUUUUCCAUAAAUGUUCAGACGGUAUGCGACUCAAAACUUAAAAUAAGGGACAUUGUAGCACGUUGGCCAGGGUCAACACAUGAUGUUACCAUUUUUAAUAAUAGUGUGUUGAAGGCAAGGCUUGAGAGAGGAGAUUUCAGAAAUGGUGUAAUCAUCUGUGAUUCUGGUUAUGGCCCCAGCUUACAUCUCCUUCCUCCUUUUCGAAAUCCCCGUACUCCUGCUGAAAAUCUCUACAAUGAAGCUCUGAUUAGAACGAGAAAUACAGUGGAAAGACAGUACGGAGUGUUGAAAGCUCGCUUUCCUGUACUUGCACUAGGCAUACAGUUACAACUUGAAAAUGUUCAAGCUGUAAUUGUAGCAUGUGCAGUGCUACAUAACAUUGCCAUUGACAGUAAUGAACCUGAACCACCAGUUGACCUUGCUGUUCAAGCAAGGGUUAUCCGAGCCAUUGAGGAUGGGGAUAUACCUUUGCUUCAAGAAGUUGGUGGUCCGGAAGCUGCAAGGCAGACAUUUGUUCAAUAUUUUGAAGGUCUGAGAUGAGCUUUUGUUAUUAUGUUGAAGAGCAGUGCACACCAUAUUGCAUUUUGUACUAGGUUAGCUACAGUUAAUAGUGUUCAGUUUUAUAAUUCUUGAUUUGCAUGGAAUAUUUUCUUCCAUAGAUUUUUUUUUUCACUUACUGUAGUCUGUUUUGAAACAAUUGCUGUAAAAUUUAGUCAUCCAGUCUUAAGUAACUUCAUUGUUAAAGUUAAUUGCACACUUUAAAACGGUGCUACUUUAAUUUUAGAAGGCUGUUUUAUUGGUUUGCCUGCAAAGUAUGUUGCUGAACUUCAGGUAAUAUAAGCAUUUAUUUUUGUCAAUGAAAAUUGUAAUUUUCCACCCAAUCUUAUCUCAGGACCAUAUUACAGUCUAUCAGUUGUAUGAUAUUUUUGUUAAAUGUGAGGCAUGGGUGUCAGCUGGCUUAUUUAAAUAAAAUGUAGCCACUACUUCAACUUUUUAACCUUAUAAAAAAUUGCUGUAUGAACUUAAAUAAAUUAUAAUUUUGUUAAAGAUCAGACCAGUGGCAGUGAGAAAAGUUCUAGUGCACCAUCAAUCAUCCAUAAGCUAAGUUUUGUUAGUUAAAUUUUUGUAUUAGACACCGUGAUAUUUAUUUCAAACUUUUUCGAACUGUGGAAGGUGGAAUAUUGUAGAUUCAUUUCCAUGUUGUUAAAUACACAUGUUCUUACACAACAUGAAGUCAUUGUAUUCCCACACUCUUUAUAUUUGCAUACAUAAGUUUAUGUAUUCAGGUAGCUAUUUAAGUUUUGUUUUGAUAUACCUAGAUAACUGAAGUUAAUAACUGAACAAUUAAGACUGUUCUGUACCAUGUAGAAUUUGUGAAACAAAUCUUUUAUGUCAAUUGCUAUUUAACGUAUCUAGUAAGCAGCAUAAUUUGUUAAUGUGUUAAGUUAUUGUUGUAAUAAUGUUUCUUUUCUUGCAGUGCAUCAAUUUUUGUGGGUACAAUACCUUUGAACAGUUGGAAAACUUGUGAACCUCCCAUUUCUGAUUGCAAGUAAUAGUACAUUUUGAAGCCACUAGUAGAAAGUAUUAGCAUCCAAAGUAAAUUUUUCACCUUUUAAAAGUUGUAAAAAGAAAGAUUGCUAUGGGGACAUAAGCAAAUCAACCGAUAUUAAAUUAAUGCCAUAACAGCAAUAUUUAUGUAAGUGUUAUUCAAAUUAGGCUAUGUAACAACCAAAAAUUUUGUUAUCUGGAUUUGAUAUGCUUCCUCUGCCACAAAUUUCAGUUAUGUCAGAAUUUCGACAAAGUAAAACCAAACUUCAUUUUUCUGUAUUUCAGAAAUCUCUAGAAGUUCAUAUUUUUUGUGCUUUGUUCGUGUGAUGGUAACUUGUGUUCUAUGAAUGUGACAUUAAUUAUAAAUUACCUUGUGUUAACUAGUUGGUAUCACAUUGGACAUUGAUUUGUUUUUGCAUUUGUUCCAUGUUACCAUAACUACUUUAAAAAAUAUUUUAAAUUUUAUUCCUGAUGUAAAGCAUACUAUAAAUGAGUUUGUGAUAUUUAUUAUGUGCAAAUCAAUUACCUAAGUAGAGAAAAUAUAUACUUUAACAAUCUAUUUAUUAUGUUAUUAUAUUGUGAAUAAUGGUUAUGUUGGCUAGUAAGAAAUGAUAUUGUCCCAUUUCAAGGUUGAGUUGUGUUUUUAAUGUGAUGAUAUUGUAGAUUUAAUUUCAUUGUAAUUAAUGUAUUUUGUAUGAUUUAUUUUCAUGUGUAUGGUAAAAGUCAUAUCAAAACUCAAAAUUUCUAUACCUGCAUGUUUUGGCUUUGUUUAAAAUGAGACUGUUAUGAAAGUUAUACAUCUUAUGCUCCAUGGUUAUUGUGCAGAAAAAUUCAACAGACCUUCUCAAAAGGCAUUUAUCAAAUCUUAUGGAUGCAGGAGUUCAUUUCUUGUUAACAUCAGACUUUUAAUUUACAUAAUGCUUUUGGUAAAAUAACCUAUUAGAAAAAAUAUUGGAUUAAUAAAUAUUUGGAUCAGCAAACAUGUACACCACGACAGUUAAAUGUGUAUACAAUAGCUACUUUCCGCCUCGUCAGGGGUGUAUGUGUGUUAGUGAGGCGGGAUGAUAAGCGCGACGCUCGAUGGUAUUUCUAGCGCGGUAUCGCCUCUAAGCGCAAGGCUCUGAACUGGCGCGCAGUCUUCUCGUCGUCAAUUGAUAACUGUGAAAUUUGUGCGGUGACCGUAUUUUUAUAUUACGGGGAAAUGAAGAUAAAGGUGUAAUGCAAGCCCCUUAAGUGCUUUCAAGAAUCUGUACCACUUGUUUUACACCUAAAAAUUACUCUGAAAACAUGCGUUUCAGCCAUUUUAACUCUUCUAGAAAUACAGUUUAAAAACAUUAUCCAAAACUAAAAGUACUUUUCGGGCCUCAGCGAACUCUUAAAUGCUAUUCGUAAAUAGGCCCCACUCGGAUAUCUUGAGUAGUUUUGAAAUCGCGUUGUUUUUCCUGAAGCUCUGCAUACCGUGUGUGUGACCAGGUAGGCGGGCCCCUUAACAGUCCAAUUAACAGAAAUCCAAGAGAAGCAAGUGUAAAUGCAUACGAAAAUUUACACAUUGUGUUUAGGUCACCACACUUCUACUUGCAUCUAUUUCAUCCAAUGUGGUAGUAAGGAAGAUAAAAAUAAAGUGCACUUAUAACCUUAUAUUUUAAUUGAUAAACAAAAUAUUUACAUAAAUAAAGUUUAUAAUGUUUUGUUACAUAAAAAAAUUAAACAAAAGAGAUGUUAAGCACCAAUUGUAGUUUUUGUUUUAUUUUUUCAAAACAGAAUGCUGCACAGACGAAGCCAAUCACUUUCAAAUUUUUUCUCACUCAUUCAACUCGUACAUCUGUCAGUCAAGAAUUGCUCGCACCUCGGGCGAUGAAAAUAAACGCAAAAUAACAUAGGUUAAGCCCUUCAGUAACAUUAUACUGUAAGUGCACGAAAUCAGUGCAGCCUCAAACCUGGCCGCACCCAGCGAAAUGGAAUUUUGCCAUGAGCCAAACGCUGACGUCGGUAGCCGCAAUUUUUAGUUAAAUGUCCAAAAAAAAAAAAAAGAUUAAUUUAUUAUCUUUGGCAUGGCUCUCGCUACCGACGUUAAAUUUGCCCUCCUUAAAAUCUCUACAUCUUGGGUAACGCGCCCUCCUGGUGCAGCGAUCGACAGAUGACUGGUGAAGUCAUGGCACUGGUUCCUUCACGCAGGAAAGGCAGUCACAUGACCUCACCGACCUAUCACAUACACUCUUCAUUCACACUUACAAUUACAAGCCAAUCAGAACACAGAACAUAUACACUGAAAACCAUUUUAACACAUAGAAACAGGGGAUUCACUUUCUCCUACUCUCUCCAACAUCAUCGGAGAGUAGUUCUCUCCGAGUUCCCACGCAGUGACAAGAUAUUGUUACAGUCUCUCUCUUACUGGGGAAUUACAGUUUCUAUCUCACUCACACUCGUAGGUCCCAUAUACCUGUCUCUUUCUAUUACAUCCCACACAAAGUCCAUUGUUUUAGAAUAUUAUGUAACACGUUAAUGAAAGUUAAAAAAAACAACAGUCCUAAUACAAAUUACUUAACAAAAUUAAACUUAUUUAGAAAAAACCUGAAAAAGUAGGCCAAAACAGGUAAACAAACAUCUAGUACGACUUAUUUGUGAACAAUUACAUAAUUAAUAGUAAUGAUUGAAAAUGUCUGUUAAAAUACAAAGUACAGUAUUAAAACACACAGCAAGUGCAAAUAUCAACCCUUAAAUACAUAAAACCGGUAAAAUAUUCUUGGAGAGACUUUUUUAAGAAAUGUUUACAGGCAUGAAAACAAUUUAAAAGAAAAAUAUUUUGCUAGGAGGGCAGGGGUCUUGCAACGUUACAAGUUGAAUUAAUUUUACAUGUUUGAAAAGGGAAUGUAAACUGAAGAUGGUCACUGUAUGAACAGUAGAAAAUAAAAUUAACACUUAUGCUUGUCUUCCAUUUCCUGUAAAGUUUUUUUCCUUAUCAUAAUGUCCAACUCAAGUUUCUCUAAUACUUUCUUUUUUAUCUCCAUUUCAAUUUUGUGAAGCUUCUCCUCCCUCUCUUCUCUGGCCUCAAACUCUUUUCGGAGUAGCUCCUGCUGACAAAGCGCAAGGUUUCUUUUCUCCGUUGCCCAACCGCUGAGCCGCUCCCCAUUCAUUGAUAAUGGCCGGUCAUGGAAUGCAGGCCGUUUCCUCUGCAUACUUCUUGACGCUAAGAAAACAAAUCAGUCGUGUUUAAUAGCCUAAAAUCUUCAGCAUUCACAGGUGUUGUUGGAACUUUGAAUUAAUUAGAUGAUGUAAAUUUCAAGUAAUAUUUUAAAAGUCAAGAAAAACUGUUGAUAAUGUACCAGGAAAAUAGGCCAAAAAAUAAUUUGCUUUAAAAUGUAUUGGUUAGAGCAAACCAUUGCAGCAUAGAGUAAUAAUUUAGUAAUAAUUUUUGACAUAAAUUAACUUUAACUAAGUCUUUAAAAAGUAGCACUAAUGCAGUGAUUUAUAUUUAGGAAUAAAAUAAGAGUGGGUUAGAGAGUAAACAAAAAAAUACUAAUGUAAAAUUUUUUAAGAAAUCUUGAAAUAUUAUAAACAUUGUCUAUAUUACAAUAAACAACCUUCUAUACAUACAUACAUUUUCAUGCAUCUGCGUGGAAAAAAGUGUUGCUGGCCAGGCAAGCUUCCCCAGACAGUGCACUGUAAUGUGGUUUGUGAUAAAUUAAAGUUUCUCUAUAUUAUAUAA
Messenger RNA from Bacillus rossius redtenbacheri, 8577 nucleotides. RefSeq names its product putative nuclease HARBI1. The transcript has 2 exons. The record is from RefSeq and is a predicted model, not a curated record. Bases 2763 to 3863 code for a protein of 366 amino acids. Lineage: Eukaryota; Metazoa; Arthropoda; Insecta; Phasmatodea; Bacillidae.